AUGGCGGCCCCCGCAGUGCGACCACAGCGUCCCAUCUUCUCCAUGAAGACUCCUCAAGCAGCAACUUCAGCCAAAGCCUUAUCGCAGGUCUUCUGGCCGUUGCUUCGCAUUGUCAUAUCUUUCUCCUUAUUGUUCAUUGACAAUACCAUUCUCGUGGUGGUCGCUGCACUCUCCCGUUUGCGCGCUGCAGCCAACCGGCGCCAGGCAGCAACACGCGAUGUUCAUUUCUACCCAAAGACAGUCCUUAUCACUGGAGUUGGCACGCCACAUGGCCUCGCUCUAGCUCGUGCUUGGGAUGCACAGGGUCACCGUGUGGUUGGGGCAGAUGUCGCCGAUUUGAAUCUCCCAGUUCGGUCGGGCGGCGGUAUGUCCAACACCCUCGUGGCAUUCUACCGAGUUCCCAAGGACCACUACAUCUCCCGACUUCUGGACAUUAUACAACGGGAAAAGAUCGAUAUCUGGAUCCCGUGCUCGCCCAAGGCUACUGCCAUUGAAGAUGCGACCGCAAGACAGGUGGUCGAGAGCCGCAGUACUUGCAAAUGCAUCGCUUUCGACCCCGAAUUGACAUCACGCUUGAUACGACCCGAGUCUUUCAGGCAGUUUCUCGCUGACCGGGACCUUCCAGUACUGGAUCGCCAUCAGGUGCAAUCACGCGACUCAAUCCAUAAGAUUCUGAAUCGAUCGCCGGCCAAAUCUUAUUAUAUGCGACGGGUCAGCUCGAGUGCCAACGAGGCUGCCGUCAUCCUGCCAAAGCGUACCCUCAGCAGGACCUAUUCCGAAGUCAGCGAGAUCACCAUCUCUAAGGAUGUCCCAUGGAUCAUGCAACAGCAGACUCGACUCGGAGAAUUCUACGCAGAUCUUUUGCUGGUGCAUGGCCACGUUCAUGCCAUCAAGGUUCGGAUGGUGGAAACCCGAGCACCUCAUUGGGGCGCCUCGCGGAUGGAUGAAGCAUUAGCGACAGCCAUACAUCGGCUGAUGCAGAGGUUUGCGUUGAAAGGAGGUAUUAGGAUGACCGGGCAUCUAUCAGUGAGACUGCUAGUUGAUGAGGAAUUUGAACAUACGUCGGUUCGUCAUACAAUCCAUAUUGCCGACUGCGUUCCUGGUGCUAGUGCUAUCGAGAACUUACUCCGCGAUGCGCGCUGCCCUGUCGAUGGCUACGUUGAGGUGCUUUCAGUCGAUCCCACGGAACCGGCAGCAUGGAAGGUGGCAGCGACACUAUCGCCAACACCUCGGCCGUCAUCAACUUUUAUGGAACUUGUCGAAAACAUUCUCGCUGGUUUCCUUCCCCGGUUCUUUCCCCUGGAUCUCAUCAAAAGCACCCUCGCCGCCCUUGAAGCUGAAUUGAUCCCUUUCUUGUUCUGGAAAGACCCUCGGUUCUCAUCUCACGAUCCUCUUCCUUGGUGGUGGCAUAUCCAUGUAUAUCAACCGAUGCGUGAGAUUUGGUUAUUGGUGAAGCAGAUUCGCGAGGCUGGAAUGUCUGCUGGUUCCAGGGCCCGGUAA
Penicillium subrubescens is the source of this 1500-nucleotide messenger RNA. RefSeq lists its product as uncharacterized. Lineage: Eukaryota; Fungi; Ascomycota; Eurotiomycetes; Eurotiales; Aspergillaceae. The transcript has a single exon. Bases 1 to 1500 code for a protein of 499 amino acids. The record is from RefSeq and is a predicted model, not a curated record.